Lasiodiplodia theobromae is the source of this 1362-nucleotide messenger RNA. Its product is annotated as C2H2 domain containing protein. Lineage: Eukaryota; Fungi; Ascomycota; Dothideomycetes; Botryosphaeriales; Botryosphaeriaceae. Gene Ontology annotation, biological process: regulation of transcription by RNA polymerase II. Gene Ontology annotation, cellular component: nucleus. The record is from RefSeq and is a predicted model, not a curated record. The transcript is spliced from 2 exons. Gene Ontology annotation, molecular function: RNA polymerase II cis-regulatory region sequence-specific DNA binding; DNA-binding transcription factor activity, RNA polymerase II-specific. The coding region runs from base 1 to 1362 and encodes 453 amino acids.
AUGGAAUCGCCUGGAUCGCCCCUCUCAGAGCUGUCCUCCGACGAGUUCCAGGAGGAGGUCAAGACUGAGGACCGCUCCUUGAGCGUCGACACGUACAACGACGCCGACCACGAUAGCACGCGCCCGUCGAAGCGCCAGCGCACCGGCGCCGGGCCCUCGUCUGGUCUCGCAAACUUCCGUGGCGCAACUCCCGAAGCACCGCAGCCUGACGCCGACGCCGACAUCUAUAUUUCCGAGGACACGGACGGCAGCGUGCCAGCCUCGCCGCACCAUGGCUACAGUGGCGGCGGCGGCGGCGGGCUGCAAGAGGAAGAGAGCUUCGGCCAAGAGCAAGUCACUGUCUGCAAGUGGGAAGGAUGCGAGGCCGGCGACCUAGGAAACAUGGACAAGCUGGUCGAUCACUUGCACGAUGAUCACAUCGGCACCCGCCAGAAGAAGUACUCGUGCGAGUGGACAGACUGCGCGCGCAAAGGCAUUCCACAUGCCAGUGGCUACGCCCUGAGGGCCCACAUGCGCAGCCAUACCAGGGAAAAGCCCUUCUACUGCACUUUGCCAGAAUGCGAUCGUGCUUUUACGCGAUCCGACGCUUUGGCAAAGCAUAUGCGUACCGUGCACGAAACGGAAGCGCUACGGCCCUCGGACCCUGUUCCCAAGCACCACUCCUCUAACCCGUCGAACAAGAAUCAGCGGCUGCGGCUGGUCUUCAAGAACAAUGGCACCGACAAGCCCGGCUCGCCGAUGCCCGCAUCACCGCACUCUCAAGGCGCGGGCCAACAGCAGCCGCCACCGCCCGUCGAGAACGAGUACGAGCACAACAACGUCAUCUACCGGCCCCUCGACCCCACCAUCCCGCACAGUCCGCUCACCCGCAAGUUCCCGCAUGACAUACAAUUCACGAAGGAGGAGAUGAGCUUGUCAGCGCCGGAUCUGCUGCGACUGCUGACCCGACAGAUACAGUGGGCCACGGCGGAAGGCGAGGAGCUGAAGGCCGAGGUCGAUGCGCUGGAGAAGGCUCGUAAAGACGAGUGGAUGGCGAAGGAGCUGACGCUUGAGAACGUCAUGGAGGCUGAAUUCGGCCGCAUGGAGCGUGUCGACCCCCUGUUGAACGAGGAUAGUGCCAGCGCAACCGUCUUCCGCGAGAUGUUGAGGGAAGACAUCAAGGUCGGCAAGACAUUAGACGUGCAGCCCAAGCCCAACUGGCGAGAUAUCGUUCCAGUGCAGAAGACGAGGGAAAAGGAGGGGCUCGAGGCUGCGGGCGAACUGACGGGCAUGGCGGGUGCUCACAGGUUCGAUGCCGCUGGUGACCCAGUUGUAGAACGGAGGCCGGAAAACCUGGGCAUAGGCGUUGGCGGUGGCCCGUGA